GAGCCCGAUUUCUAGAGCUUUCCGAGUCUCGCGUUGAUUUUAUGCCGGCACGAGUGCGAUCGAGAGGUUUCGCGAAGAAUCGCGCGAGUCAUUCCCGCAUUGCAUUUCUUUCCGGUGAGCGGUCGGACAGAGAUAGUCGUCGCGCACGAGGUAGAGACAUAUAUUCCAGCGCACGUAAAAUGGAUCAGGUAACAUCGUUGAAAGAGAAUGGUAAUGCUGCUCUGCAAGAGGGCAAGUUCGACGAGGCCAUCAAGUAUUACACUGAGGCAAUUGCUUUGGACGGUGGUAAUCAUGUGCUCUAUAGCAAUCGCUCGGCAGCAUAUGCCAAAGCUGAGAAGUACAAGCAGGCAUUGGAAGAUGCUGAGAAGACUGUUAGUCUGAAACCAGACUGGGCCAAGGGUUACUCGCGCAAGGGCAGUGCCCUGGCGUACCUUGGCAGAUACGAAGAGUCCAUCAACGCUUAUGAGAAGGGUCUUCAGUUGGACCCGAAUAAUGCACAGCUCAAGAGUGGUUUGGCCGAGGUGAAAGCACAGCGAACAGCAGCUGCAUCGAAUCCAUUCAAUUCUCCGGAUAUUCUCAUUAAAUUAGCCAACGACCCCAGAACAAAGGGUUACCUGUCCGACCCAGACUACAUAAAACUACUGCAAGAACUGCGAACCAAUCCACAAAGUCUUGGUACUAAGCUGCAAGACACUAGAGUACUUACAACUCUCAGUGUGCUGUUAGGAAUGAGCACCGACAUGGAGGAGCCGAUGGAGACCGAGCCGAUGCAUGCACCGGAACAGCCAAAACCCAAGCCGGAACCAAAGCCUGAGAGAAAGAAAGGAGAAGAGAAUCUACCGGCGGAAAAGAAGAAAGCGCUCGAAGAGAAGAAUCUCGGUAACGCCGCCUACAAGAAGAAGAACUUUGAGGAGGCGCUGCAGCAUUACAACAGAUCUGUGGAGUUGGACCCGACGGAGAUCAUCUACCUGCUGAACAUAGCGGCGGUGUAUUUCGAGCAGAAGGAAUACGAGAAGUGCAUCAGCCAAUGCGAGAAGGCCAUCGAGAUCGGCCGCGAGAACAGGGCAGACUUCAAGCUGAUAGCGAAGGCGUUCACGAGGAUCGGUCACGCCUACAAAAAGAUGGGGAACUGGAAGCAGGCCAAGGUGUACUACGAGAAGUCCAUGUCGGAGCACAGGACUCCGGAGAUCAAGACCUUGCUCUCAGACAUAGAUAAGAUAAUCAAGGAGGAGGAGAGGAAGGCUUACAUCGACCCGGUGAAAGCGGAGAGCGAGAAGGAGCUCGGUAAUCAAAAGUACAAAGAUGGCGACUACCCCGCGGCGAUAAAGCACUACUCGGAGGCGAUCCUGCGUAACCCGGACGAUCCCAAGUACUACAGCAACAGGGCAGCUUGUUACACCAAAUUGGCGGCGUUCGACCUCGGACUGAAGGACUGCGAGAAGGUGGUCGAGUUGGAUCCGAAGUUCAUCAAGGGCUGGAUCAGAAAAGGGAAGAUCCUACAGGCGAUGCAGCAGCAGGGCAAGGCGCUGUCAGCGUACCAGAAGGCGUUGGAGUUGGAUCCGCAGAACAGCGAAGCGCUGGACGGCUACCGUUCCUGCGCCGUGUCUGCCACUUCCAAUCCCGAGGAGGUCAGGAAGAGAGCGAUGGCGGAUCCGGAGAUACAAAGCAUACUGCGAGACCCGGCGAUGAGGCUGAUCUUAGAGCAAAUGCAGAGUGACCCACGGGCUCUCCAGGACCACUUGAAGAAUCCCGACAUAGCCGCUAAAUUACAAAAACUCUUAGAAUCUGGUCUCAUAGCUAUUCAUUGAAGACAUACGCUAACCACAUGGGAUACUUAUCGUCAUACUGCUCUUAAAACAAAAAAAAAAUCUGUGUUCAAAAUGUCACUCGAAGUAGAAGUUACGUUGUACACACGAUUCUUUCAUGCGGAUGCAGUGGCCUUUAGUGUCAUCGACGACUUUUGCAUCGUGAGUCUUGUCACAGUGAUCAAAUGUAUACCGAUACCUAUAUACAACACAUACGUGCGAAGCACUGUGUGCAAAUGAGAAAAGAAAAGUGGAGCUACGGACUAUUGUGUAAUAUUUACAUAAAAAAAACUUACAGUUGGAUUGGUGGCUGAGCUAAAUGAACAUCACCUUGGCAAUUGAUACUCGAUAGCGCUGUUGUAUGUUUUAGAUAAAAACGCGUUUGCAUAAUUAAGAUAAUCCGUAAUGGUGACCUCUUUAUGAAAUUAUUUCUGCAUAUUUACGAGGCAAAUUGCUACUUUAUACCUUACCAAUGGUUUAGUUUUUAGUACUGACAUUAGUUACACAACGCGCGAAAUAUGAAGCUAUGCUAAAACGAAGAAGCGGAAGGCUAAUAUGAGGAAUGCUUAUGGAAUAAACUUUUUAAGCUGAAGCUAUCUCUUUGAGAAUAUUGUUUUUAUCAAUGCCUUGUUUACCGAGUUCGUUAUAUAAGCUUAAAAACGAAGAAAAAAGAAUGCAACACGUAGCUACAUAAAUGCAAAAGUCUCUUUGAUUUAACAUUUGAACACUAUUUGAACUUUAGUCGUUUGACAAUGUCAUUUUAUUCAUAUAUUGUAAAUAAAUGAUCCGGCUGACUUGUUGUUGAAUUAUACUACGACCUCGAUUUGUCGGUAACUACACUUUUAAAAUAUCCAGUUCCAAAGUAUCAACCGCGAGUUACUAUUAUCGACGAGUCGAAGUCGUAGUACAACUCAACGUCUGGUCGGAAAAAGCAU
Molecule: messenger RNA, 2740 nt
Organism: Harpegnathos saltator (Jerdon's jumping ant)
Lineage: Eukaryota; Metazoa; Arthropoda; Insecta; Hymenoptera; Formicidae
Gene: Stip1
Product: Stress-induced phosphoprotein 1
Exons: 4
Coding region: 42-1808 (588 amino acids)
Molecular function (GO): Hsp90 protein binding
Source: RefSeq, a predicted model, not a curated record